AUAUAAUUUCCCCGCACAAGAGCAGUAACAUCGCUCAAACCAACCCAAAUGUCGAUCGAAAGUGGAAGCAGCAUCAUCAGCAACAACGCAGAUGAAUUCGCGGUCGGUUGUUUCCUGUCGAUCAGGACAACCUUAGGCGACGAAUUCGAAGGUCAAGUUGUCACCUUUGAUCGAGCAACCAACUUCCUCGGACUCCUCGAAGGUUCCAAACAUGGCCCUCUUCGCAACAUCAGGAUUUUGAGUGCUGAUUAUAUCAAAGAUUUCACCUUUUUAGGUCAGGGUCAUGACCCACUUCCAAUUGAUUCUCAUGUUGACCUUCAUACUCUUCAAUCAAGGGAACUACUUGCCAUUAGACAAGCAGAGGCUGAAGCUGAGAGGAUAGGGGUUGGUGUUUCUAGUGAGGCACAGAUUAUCUUUGAUGCUUUGUCUAAAACGCUUCCAGUCCACUGGGACAAGACCGUCAUAGUUGUGAUGAAUGAGGUUCGUGUCAGCAGUCCUUAUCACUCGGAAUGUGUGAUUGGUGGUACUCCUGCUGCAAACGACCGAGUCAAGAAAGUGCUUGAGUUCGAGAGAAAGAGGUUGCAACUUCGCGGUUAGAAAGAUUGUCUAAGGAAGAAACAUGGAGGAUAUACUUUAUUCGUUUUAUUUUAUAUUAGAUUGACCUUACUUUAAUAGUUUUUUAUUUAUUGCUGUGAUAUUUGCUAAUUUUGUUUUUGAUACAUAAAAAACGCCUUUUGUAGCAUAGUGUCGCAUCUGUUCCUUCGUCUCAUCUUUCCGUUGUAGAUUAGAGAUCCAAAAUCCUUAUUGAUUGUCAUGUUCUGAUCUUCAAGAAU
Molecule: messenger RNA, 833 nt
Organism: Vicia villosa (hairy vetch)
Lineage: Eukaryota; Viridiplantae; Streptophyta; Magnoliopsida; Fabales; Fabaceae
Exons: 4
Coding region: 49-597 (182 amino acids)
Source: RefSeq, a predicted model, not a curated record